AUGAAGGCGCGGCGGUUCUUGAAUGUGGUGAUGCGGAGAUCCAGCAGUGGCAGCCUGUACACGGUGAGCCGCAUCAAGCCCGGGGAGCAUCUCUUCUACCCAUCCACGGCGGAAGCACGGGCGCCAGCAGCAGCGCAACCCACGGAGGAGAAUACGCCGCCGCCAUCACCAGCGGUUGCUCCGAAGAUGCCACCGCCCAGGCUCAAAUUCGAAGCGUACCGCGUAGACGGCCCAAGGCUCGACUUUUUGCCCUUCUACGGACGAGGCGGCGGCGGCGAUGGUAAGAUCCUCUCCAUGGACUCGGCAGGCAACACCGUCCUCUGCGACGCCGGCAGCUGCUCCGUCCAGCCCGUUGCCGGCCUCAACGAACCCAAGGGUGACAGCCCCGUCUCCUUCUCCAUCGCUCAUGCGGAGACCUCCGGUCAGGCCUUGUACGUCAUGGACAGGUUCCCGGCUCCCCACAAUGCUUUCAACUUCGAAGCCCUCAUCUACGGCAAGAAAUGCUGGGAGUGGCACCGGCUCCCGCCGCCGCCCUACGUCAACGACGCAGCCUAUGAGUGCACGGCCAUCCAGUCCUACAUGCUGCUGGGUGAUGGCUCGACUAUCUGCGUGUCCUCCGCUGGGCUCAUCGGCACCUACUGCUUCGACACCGUUAGCUGCACCUUGGAAAAGGCUGGCCGCUGGACCCUGCCAUUCCAUGGACGGGCUGAGCAUGUCCCUGAGCUUCGCAACCUCUGGUUCGGCAUGGCCGGCAACAACGCCAACAGCUUGUGCGCAUUGGACCUCUCCAACCUUGGCAGGGCUCCCAACUUGCUGCAUAACUGGCAAAUCCUUGACAAUCCCGAUGGAUGGGUGCAGAUAAGCCGUAGCCUGCUGUACCUUGGAGCCGGCAGGUUUUGCAUCUUCGGAAAAUUUGACACCGGGGAGCAAGAUGCCCAGGGCAAUCCCAGCAACAGGGCGGCUGUGCUCACUGGUGUGGAGGUGGUCCACGGAGGAUCAUCUGAACUAGAAAUGAUCAAGCACAAGUCCUUUGUCAGCUAUGCCGGCAUCCAGUGUGUUCUUUAA
Molecule: messenger RNA, 1065 nt
Organism: Triticum turgidum subsp. durum (durum wheat)
Lineage: Eukaryota; Viridiplantae; Streptophyta; Magnoliopsida; Poales; Poaceae
Source: the annotation of a GenBank genome assembly